Messenger RNA from Lethenteron reissneri (Far Eastern brook lamprey), 8947 nucleotides. Its product is annotated as cullin-9-like. Gene Ontology annotation, molecular function: zinc ion binding; ubiquitin protein ligase binding. The record is from RefSeq and is a predicted model, not a curated record. NCBI's taxonomy places the organism in Eukaryota, Metazoa, Chordata, Hyperoartia, Petromyzontiformes, Petromyzontidae. Gene Ontology annotation, biological process: ubiquitin-dependent protein catabolic process.
UUCCCGGUGUCGCUGUCACGCUUUGCUGGCCCUCUACUCCGCGGGCUUUACCCCCCUUUCGUUUCUUGUCCAUUCCUUCCUCACUUCUUGUCCAAGGACCCCCCCUCCCCAGGCGCGGAUUGAUCGGGGGGGGGUGCUGGGGUCGGGACCCCGAGGAAGGGGAUUAGACCCUUGCGGGGGGUACAGCGGCGAAGAGCGGCGCUACGGAAUCUCUGCGCCGCGGCGUGGGUCCUGCCCCGCGGUUGCUCCGGCGGCCUGGCCAGGACACCCCUUAUUGCUGUCAGACUUGGAAUGGGCAACAUGCAGGGUGGGUCUGUAAUGGUGCAGUUGGCAACGGGGGUGCAAGCGUGCCCGGUGGAACUUCUCCGUCAGCGUCGCACGUAUAAUGGUCUGGUGGAAUACCUGAUCCGCUGGCAUGUUUCUUCGGCCGAGGAGAACGGGGGCUGUGGCGGCGGUGGCAGCCCGGUGGCUUGCAGCUCUGCCAGUGAUCCUGCUGGCAAGUCCGAGAACAUCCUCAUGUGGAUGAGCGAAGAGGAGGUUUGUGCCUGCUGCGGUGGCUUGCUAGGGAACCGCAAGCCCGAGGGAACCUGGGGAGGCUGGGUCAAGGCGGACAUGAACAGCAGCAGCGACGACUCUAAAAGCGGAAUUGAGAAUGACGUGCAUGCGGCAACCACCGGGACUGGCCAUCGAAACACUUUGGGAGAAACGGGCCUGGAGGACCAGGAGUUUGCAUUGAUGAAGGGGGAUGUGCAGAAGCUGGUGCAGAGGGCACGGCGGCAGGUGGAGCGGGCGCCGGGCCCCGAAGCUACGCAUAACAUCUCGCACAUCAUCCACGUGCUGAGCGCCUACGCCUCCAUUGGGCCACUGGCUGGAGUCUUCAAGGAGGCCGGAGCUCUGGACUUGCUCAUGGAGCUCCUGUGCAACAAUGAGACGCAGACUCGCCGCAGUGCCGGGCGCAUGCUGCGCGCACUCGCGUCACAUGAUGCAGGAAGCCGGGCGUACGUGUUGCUCUCCCUCAGCCAGCAGGACGGCAUCGAGCAGCACAUGGACUUUGACAACCGCUUCACACUACUGGAGCUCUUUGCUGAAACGACCUCAUCGGAAGAGCAUGGCAUGUCGUUUGAAGGCAUCCACCUCCCACAGAUUCCCGGGAAGCUGCUGUUCUCGCUGGUGAAGCGCUACCUGUGCGUGACGUCGCUCAUGGACCGCCUGAACAACUGCGACGGUCACGCCGACAAGGAGGACACGAGCCCUGGUGCCGAGGAGCGGCUGUGGCUGCAGCGCAAGUUCGAGUUCACCAUGGCCAUGGCCAACCUGAUCGUUGAACUCGUCAAGAUCCUCGGCUGGGACUGCUCCCGCGAGGAGCGGCAGUCGGAGGAGCACUCGGACGGCACCACCCCGCCCCGGGGCCCGCACCGUUCCAUCUUCCAGGCACCACCCGCCCGGAGCACUCACGACCAGCCGGCGAAGCCCAAGGCGGACGCGAACCUCCAGUUCAAGACGUUCAACAGCUUCAGCACGCGCAGCAGCUACGUGGAGUACGUGCAACAGGUGCUGCGGCCUGGCAUGCGGGUGCGCAUGCGGGAGGACUACGAGCAGGUGAACGCCGGCGACCAGGGCGAGUUCAAGCAGUCCAACGAUGGCAGGCCGCCUGUGCAGGUGCUUUGGGAUUCAAUGAGUAGAACUUUCUGGGUGUACUGGCACAUGAUAGAAAUCCUGUCAGAACAGUCAGCCAUGGCACAGCCCAAGCUGAACCUUGAAAAAACGCCCGAGUUCAUCAGAACCAUGAAGCCGGAUCCCGAGAGCCAGAGCAGACCCCUUGGCAGCUUCUACAUGCUGCCCUAUCUGUCUGAGGGUACGGGGGAGCAUGACUCAGUGCUGAGCCGAAACCACUGGUGGGAGCUCCUCUUCUUCCUCAAAAAGUUGGAGGGCUUUCACCAAGCAGAAGCGUGUGACAUCAUUUCAGCCACCGCUCAGCUGAAGGUCUCUUCACUGGAUGAUAUUUCUCUGAUAUCAUUCCUCCCCAAGUCCGAGCUGGCAUGCCAACUUCUUCAGCACCUCAUACACACCAACCCGCCUUUCAGGAAGGACUUGGAGAUGUCCCAGGUCUCCCAAAAAUUUGCACCCAAAAGCUCCUCGCAGUUACUUGAAGACAACACCACCUUUCAAAACACGGACAGCACGUUCAGCGAUAAAUUAUUGCAGUCCUCUCCAGUCGAUAUCCCCGCUUUGUCAUCCACCAAGAAAUCUAAAAAGGACGACACAUCGCCAUCCAGCUCGUCGGCCUGUCAGAGCAACAGUAAGGGCGAGUCGGCGAAGCAAGGCGGCGCGACCCUUAGGACAGAAGACCUGGAGAAGGUGGAAGGAGUCGAGGAAAAACUGUGCCAGUUUGACUCUGUCAAGUCCUCAACAAAGAAGACUUUCUUGGCCAAAGGACAGGAUGUGUGGGAAAUCAUGAAGCAGUCGCAGACGGAUGUGGCUCUGCACGUGGCCGGUCUGCAGACCAUGCAACACAUACUUGAGGAGGACACCUCCAGCAACAAGAAACCGCCAACCAAGUUGGAGUCGGGGCAGUCAACGAAGGACAAGCUGCUCAACGCGCUGGUGGAAGAGAUGGACAAGUUUCAGAAGGAGAAGGUGGUGGUGCUCUCCGUCUUCAGAGUCAUUAUUGCACUGCUGCAGAAGGUGGACUACCAUAUGCUGUUCGCCAUCGACGGAGGGAUUCAGGCCCUGCUCAGUUGCAUGCAGCAGCAUGCCGAUGUUUUGGUCAUACAGCAGCUUGGCCUAGAGUGCUUGAGAGUGGUGAUACGCGCCGAGCAGUUCGUGCUCCCGGCCAAGAGGGGAAAGGCGCACCUGGUCCCGGACGCGGACUGCCGCGUGAUCCGCGAGGUGGUGUCCAGCAUCGCGUCCGCUACGGAGGGCGGAUCGCCCGGCCUGCUCGUCACCAUCCCGGCCGCCAUCGAGCGAAUGCUGAGCACGCAGGGGUGCGGCGCGGCAGUGGUCGACGGCCUGCAGGUGGUCAUCAAGCUAAUGACAAACCACAAGAGCCUGGCGGAGCACCUGGCACGCGCCGGCCUGCAGCGCGUCCUCUACCAGUGCCUGGCCAACGCUGGCGGGGCGGCGGGCGGCGCGGCGGGCGGCGCUGCGCUCUCGGCGUCUGGUGCGGCACGAUCCCAGCAGCAGCAGCAGCAACAGUCCGUGCUGGCGGUCACCGCGCUGGGCAUGCUCACCGAAUUCGAUCUCGUCUCGGAGGACUCGGCCAGCGAGCAAUCGGUGGUGAACUGGAAGGACGUGGAGCUGCGCACGAUCCUGGCGAGCCUGCGCAAAGGCGUCCUGAGCAAGGAGCUCGUGCUGUCUCUGGAGCGCUGGAUGAACAGCGCGUUGCUGGAGCCGCAGCUGACCAGCAUCGUCAAUGACCUCGACAUCUUCAAGGCCCUGGUGCAAGCGCUGGACAAGCUCCGGUCGGAGAAGGUGGUGCAGCUCGCCGUAGUCCGGAUGUUGACCAUUUUCCUCGAGAAGAGGAAAGGAGAUUCUUUGCCAUGGCACGAAGCACUGGUGCCUUUCCUGUCCGUCAUCGGAAUGCAGACCGUCGUCAAGGAGGUCCAGCAGGAGUUUGUACGAUUCAUGUACCGGUUGGCGUCGGAGAACAAAGACUACGCAAUCGUGAUGUGCCGCGUGGGAGGUCGCGAGGCCAUCACACGGGCGCUGGACAAGCAUGGGCCGGGGCUGCUGCUGGGAGCCGAGCUGCGCGACCUGGUCGCCGACUGUGAGAAAUACGCUAAGCUCUACAAACAGCUCACCACCAGCAUCCUGGCCGGCUGCAUACAGAUGGUUCUUGGUCAGAUCGAGGAAUCCCGUCGAACUCAGCAGCCAAUCAGCAUCCCGUUCUUUAAUAUUUUUCUACGCAACAUUUGCCAAGGCUCGAAUGUGGAGGUGAAGGAAGACAAGUGUUGGGAGAAGGUGGAGGUGUCCUCCAACGAGCACCGCGUUAGCAAGCUGCUGGAUGGCAACCCCAAGACCUACUGGGAGUCCAACGGCAGCACUGGCUCGCACUUUAUCACCAUCACCAUGCUGAAGGGCGUCAUUAUCAGGAAGCUGUCCCUGCUGGUCGCGAGCGAGGACUCGAGCUACAUGCCGGCGCGCAUAGUGGCCAUGGGAGGCGAUGACCCAAACAACAUCAACACGGAGCUCAACGCCGUGAACGUGCCAUCUUCGGCGAGCAAGGUGGUGUUGUUGGAGAACAUGACCAGGUUUUGGCCCAUCAUCCAGAUCCGCGUCAAGAGAUGCCAACAGGGAGGCAUAGACACGCGCGUACACGGGUUCGAGAUCCUGGGCCCCAAGCCGACGUUCUGGCCCGUGUUCCGCGAGCAGCUGUGCCGCCGCACGUGCCUGUUCUACACGGUGAAGGCCCACGCCUGGACGGAGGCCGUGCGGCUCAACCGACUGCACAUGCUGCAACUCUACAACAAGCUGGGUGCUGUCCUUCGCCAUGAGCAGAGCUUCACCGAGCAGUUCCUGCCGGACCCAGAGGCGGCACAGGCCCUGGGCCAGACCUGCUGGGAGGCGCUGGUUACUCCCAUUGUCAGCAGCAUCACGGCUGAAGGCUCCGGCGAACAGGCCAGCCCAUUCCGCUGGCUGCUACAGGAGUACCUGUCGCAGAACGAGCAGCACCGGCGCGCCGGCCGCAGCAAGGCCCUCGUGUUUGCGUCGCGCGUGCGCCGCCUGUGCCGCCUGCUGGUGCACGCCAACACCAACCCCAUCGCCAGUGCCGACAUCCACGUGCCCGCCAAGCCCACAGGUGCAAAGGGGGCUCAGACCAAAGACAAAGACUUCGAGUUUGACGAAGCUGGCGCUGAUGCCAAAAGGCACAACAGCGUGGCCCCGCUCGCCGCUUGCUGGGCCUCGGUAGUGCAGGCGCAGGUUUCCACAUUUCUGAGCACCCACUGGAACAGUGCCGAGUUUGCGGAGAAGUACGGCGCGCAGUUCACCCAGCUGAGCGCGGCAUCGCGCGAGCUGUUCGGCAACCACGUGGCAUUCGCCGUGGCACUGCGGGAGGGCUUCAGGUCGGCGCUGCUGCAGCUGUCGCACAACCGUGCCCUCAAGGUCUGUGAGAUAUUUGCGCAGUACACAGACCGACUGAUUCGUGCCAUAGGCUCCGAGGGCACUGGUGGCGACCCCUUCAGCCAGCUCAAAACCACACUCGAGCCCAUCGUUUUUCUAUCUGGACUGGAGAUGGCCAACACCUUCGAGCACUUUUACAGGUUCUACCUUGCGGAACGCCUGCUGACGCUGGGCCCCCACUACGCGGAGGUGGAGGCUGUGAUGGAGCUGGCUCUCUGCUUCCCGGCCAAGUUCCCCCAGCGCCUGCUCCAGGACGUCGCCGAGUCCACCAGCGCCAUGACCGACUUCCAACAGCACCAGCUGGAGCAGUUCGACCGCCGCAUGGCCGCGCUCUCCGACGAGGAAAUGGAAGAGGAUGAGCGGGAGGGCGAGGUGGACCCAGGCGACUGCGCAGGGCUGCGGGCGAUGGUGCUGUCUCCUGCGUGCUGGGCGAGCAUAAUCCAGCCAAGCUGCAGCCUCAGCAACCCGGCCGUGACCCUCCCACAUGCCCUGCAGUACUUCCUCCACCACUAUGAACAGUUCUUCACUGACAGCCAGAAGACGUUGGCUGCAUUCCAGCAGCAGCCCAAGCGGUUGCAGUGGACUUGGCUGGGCCACGCAGAGCUCCAGACACCUAGCGGGACGCUGCUGCAGGUUACCACGCUCCAGAUGUACAUCCUGAUGCAGUUCAACGAUGGCAACGAGGUGUCCAUUGAGAAGAUACAGAAGGACACCCACGUGACAUCGUACCUGCUCAAGCAGUGCCUCCAGGCUUUGGCCGAUGCCCCCUUUCUACAAUUGCUCGGAUCGCUGGAUGGCGACAGCCUGAAGGGUUCCCUGAAGCUGCGUGAGGAGGCGCUGCAGGCUCUGCCGCAGCGGGAACGGCUGAGCCUGCUGCCCUCGCCCUGCUACUCGAGCAGCGAGCAGCUGGUGACGCGCGCCCUCGAGAAGCGCAGGAACGUCAUCUCGUGCGCUGUCGUGCACCUACUCAAGCGGGAGAAGCAGCUCCACUUCGACAACCUCGUGUUCAGAGUGGUGAACGCUUGCCAGAAGGGGCGUCUGGGCGGGCGGCCCGUGCCACGCUUUGUGUGUGGCGUGGCGGACGUGAGCUGGUGCGUGGAGCGUCUCCUGCGUCAAGGCUACGUGUCAUUCCGUGACGACAUGCCCCACAUCCUGCGGCACACCUCCGACACCGACUCUGCCAACCCCACCAACCGGCGCGCUUUCUGCAACUGGCUUUCUCUGGAGCCCAGCAAGGACGCAGAAAGCGGCGCGUCAGCGGCGGACGAGAGGGAGUGCGGGCGGCCGUUGUCAUCCCUGGCUUCGUCGGCGAGCCCCGUGCGCACACGCACGCUCACGCCGACCGAGGUUUGGCCGCUCAUGGAGGAUGCGACGCGCCAGCUGGUGGACGUGCUGGGCAUGGAGGCGGGCGUGGCCGAGCACCUGCUCGUGCACUGUGGCUGGAACGUGGACGAGGCGGUGCAGCGGUACCUGGACUCGCGCGACAAGCUGCUCACCGAGGCCGGUAUCGAGGGCCCGCCGGCGCGCGACCCCACCGACGGCGCCGCCGCCGAACAGCAGCCCACGUGCCCCAUUUGCCUGGGCGUGACCGGGGAGGUGGAGCUGCUGGCACCGUUGUACUGCACGCACCGCUGCUGCAAGUCAUGCUGGAGAGCCUAUCUGAGGACCAGCAUCGAUCAGAACAUGCUCGCCAAGUGCACCUGCCCCAUCAUGGACUGCCCCGCACAGCCCACAGGCGCCUUCAUCAGGACAAUGAUGGAGGACGACAGUGACCGUCUGGAGUUGUACAAGCGGGCGCUGCUGCGGGGCUACGUGGAGAGCUGCUCGAACUUGGCGUGGUGCGCCAACCCGCAGGGCUGCGACCGCGUGCUCUGCAAGGACGGCACGGGCGGGCACGCCGCCACCUGCGCCAAGUGCCACUGGAGCACCUGCUUCUCUUGCAGCUUCCUGGAGGCUCACUGCCCCGCGAGCUGCACCCAGAUCGCGUGGUGGGUGGACGAGGGUGGCUACUACGAGGGCAUGAGCUCGGACGCGCUCAGCAAACACCUGGCCAAGCUCAUCUCCAAGCCCUGCCCCAGCUGCCACGCGCAGAUCGAGAAAAACGAGGGCUGCCUGCACAUGACCUGUGCCAAGUGUAACCACAGCUUCUGUUGGCGGUGCCUCAAGGCGUGGGCCCCGACACACACCGAGUACUACAACUGCUCCACCACGGUGAGCAAGGCAGCCAAGAGGGAAAAGCAGUUCCAGGAGUACAACGAGAUGUGCAUAUUCUACCACCAGGCCAAAGAUUUUGCACUGAAGAUGAAGAGCCGGGUGGAGUCACUGGACCAGACGAUUCCUGGGCGUACGGUCAUGUUUGUGUUGGAUGCCUGCGAGGCCCUGGCUAAGGCUCAAAAGACUCUGGCGUACAGCAGCGUGUACAAGUAUUACAGCCAGGACACAACGAAGCUGGGCUUUCUGGAGCAACAGACGGACAACCUCGAGACGCACGCUGGGGCGCUGCAAGCCCUGCUCGAGGAGACAGUGCUGCAAGGCUCGGACCUGGCGUCGGCCGUGCGUGCGCUCCGCUCCCAGCACAUGCAGCACGGCUUGCAGCUCAUCGGAAUGAUCCACGAGCGCCUGGGAACGCUGCUUGGUGGCUCGACGCAGGACUUCCAGGUGGGAAUGGCGCAGUCUGCCACCCUACAGGACAAAGAGGGAGUGGUGAAGCUAUCAACCAAAGACCCGUUGCCGCGAAGGAGCUCCGAUGAGAACAUGGACGAGGACGGAGAGGAUUACCCCUGGGAGGCCGGUGGCGCGUCGCUGUUUUCGCGAUUCCACAACGGGAAGGAGAACAACCGCCAAGACGACAUGGACGAGGAGCUGGACUCGGACGGAGAGACGGACGGCUCGGCAGGCAGCGGCAACAUGGACAGCGACCCCUGCUCCGGAGAUGACGACGACGAGUACGGCUGUACGCAAGGCUGAAAGCCCCUCCCCCGGCUCUCUCACGCGCGGCGCCAAAUCGUGCGCGCCGUGUUUUGUCGUGCGUCCAAUCGUGCACCAGUAUUUGUGAUCUCGCCGGGGUCUUCAACGGGAUCAAAGUGUGCAGUUACGGCAAGCAAGCAAGAAUUGUACACAUCGGUUUUCUGUUGUAGAACAUUUUUGAUCAGAUAUUGUACAUGAUCACCAAUGUUUGCAUUCUCUUUGGCUGUUGACCCAUCCAUGCAGCCGCAUUGGUUUCUUUGUUAAAGUGGCACUAUGUAUUUACCAUCAUGGUUACUCUGAACUUUGAGAAUAAUUGUCAUAAUCACCAUCAGGAUGACAAGAUAUUGGGUGUUUUCUUGGACAGUUUUCCAACGUUGAAAGAUUAUUUUGCGCCUCAUUUACUGAGCACAAAAGCCUAACAUCUUUAGCUAAUGUCAUUCUAACACUUUCAAGUUGGUUUUCCAUUAUGAGCAAUGGUUAAGGAUUUUGUAACACUUCCUAUAGUUACACUUUUUGCGAAUAAUGAUACAGUGACACCUUAAUCUGUUGCUUUUUUCAAGCUAUUUAAUGUUUCAGUUCUUAGCUGCUGCUUCAGCUUCCUCCAUUAGUGAUUUUAAAUACAUUUGAAAUGCUUACGAAUUACAAUGGCGUGUAUUUGAUAUGGCAAAUACAUUAUUACUGUUCAGACAUACCAUGUGACACUAAUUGUGUUUCCAAAAAAUAUAUAUAAAAAAGCAAAGUUGGUAUACAGAAGAUUUUCCUUUUGAUCAAAAAAUAAAGAAUUAAAAGUUGAUGUGAUUAUUUCAUUGUGUGCAGUCAUAGCACAAAAAUAAAGAUGUGAUGUUUUGCACUUAUCAAA